GGAUCUUUUUUUGCCAGAAGUUGUUGCUUUAUUUCCAAACUUAUCUGCUGUGAUUUGACUCUGAGCUGGUUCUACUUGGUUCUCAAGAUUCCAUAUCUAUUCGAAAGUCAACAACCUUCUAUCUUGGGCAGAGCGUACCUCUGCUGCUUACAAGAUGAGAACGCGCUCCAGUGCAACCCAGGAACCAUCCACAGAAUCCAAAACAACAAAGGUGACCAGAGCUAUGGAGAGGAGCGAUGAUCCGCAUCCGCCAAAGAUGUUCAUCCUCCCAAAAGGAGGAUCCAAUGAUGCGCGGGUCGUAACAUUGGCAAAUCCGCGAACUUCUCUUCCCAAUCGGUAUUAUUUUUGCCCGGAAAAGGGCGUGUACGAAUUUACCAAAAUAGCUGCCCCCCGAAGCACGCCCAGAAGUAUAUUAUUAGCUCCAAAACACCACAAAGUCGAAAAGCCGCAGGAUAAGGAGUCUUCGAUCAGCCCGAGCAAAGAGGAACAAGAGAGCACCACGGAAGGCCCAAUUGCGACACACGUAUCUCACAAAAACGGAGAUCCAGUCACGUCCAAUGGCUACGUCACAAAAGAUGCCGACGUCUUCGUGGCAACUCCGCUGGAUCCUCUCUUCUUGAUAUUGCCGGCAUUAUGUCCAAGUCAAACCAAGGACCGCUCGGACCCUCCAAAACAAAUGUUCCUCUCAGCGGACGACUACAUUGAGACGCUGGCGGAUAAGUCCAAACAUUUCGCGCAGAUCACAAAAGCUCCAUUUUUUCGACAGAUACUAGAGUCCAGAAUGGCAGCCGCCUGCGAUACCGUCGACGCUGGAGACGAGAAAAUGUACCGCCUCAAUAACGACAAACUACUCCAAGAAUUGCUCGUGAAAGCACAUUCCAUGGUGCAGCGGGGUCUUCCGUCCAGCAUGGAAGAUAAAUUUGUGACUCGCGCGCUUGAAGCUCCAGUGAUGAGCAUCAAACGCGAAGAUACGACCGUAUCAGUUGCUACGUCCACUUCGAACGAUCCCAAGGCCUUGGGAUCGGCCCCAGGCGGACGGUCAGAGGAAUCGGCAUCGGUAUCGGUAUCAACAACAAUGCCAGAGCUCGCCUCCCCUUCCUCCUCCUUCCCAUCCGGUACACAGACGCCUGCAGAUUCUGCUGAAGAAUCUCAAGUCAGCUCAGCUACCAGCCUAUCGGUUGAAACGGAAUCACCAAGUUCAACCUCGACGGGACCAGACCCGCAUAUCCUCCAUCUUCUCCGCCUUCGCAUCUCUCUGGACUUCCUCCUCGCAAGCUACGUUCCAGCGCACAUUGUUUCGCGUCUCAACUCUCUACUUUCCGCCGACGAUCCUAUAACUCUUUCAGCCACGACGUCUCCUUAUUUUGCUCCAACAGAGAAUAAUGGCGUCGCUUCGGGCGGCUCUCCGGAAAAAGCCACCACUACUACUAUUUCCUUUGCCCCACUGACUGCACAUCUCGCGCACCUUGCGGCCCUUCGCCAGCAGGCACAAGCGUCCCGCUCUCUUGGCGAUUUCAGCCGGAAACGUACCUUCAAUGGCGGUGGCGGUGAAGACGACGAGUCAGCGGAAAUCAGGGCCGAAAAGAAGCGGAAAAAGGAUGAAGAAGAGAAGAAACGCAGAGCAGGCGAGUCAAGAGCAUUGCGUGAUUUAAAGAAAGUAGAUACCUCAGGUAUGAAGAAACUGAGCGAUUUCUUUGUUAAGAAGCAGCCUGCGGGCGGGACAAAGGGAAAGACAAAGUAAAGGUAAAUGACUUGACACAGGGUCAUAAUUACGGGGCGUUGUUCGGUGUUUCGGUCUACAGGCACAGGAGAAGACGGCACUAUCUAUGUUGAUUAAAUUGGGAAGACAUAUAUACGCAUAUAUCAUAACUUAGAAAUUACCAAAGGGUACUUACACUCCAUAGUCCUCACUGC
Xylona heveae TC161 is the source of this 1914-nucleotide messenger RNA. RefSeq lists its product as hypothetical. Gene Ontology annotation, cellular component: ribonuclease H2 complex; nucleoplasm. The transcript has a single exon. Gene Ontology annotation, biological process: RNA catabolic process; ribonucleotide metabolic process. The record is from RefSeq and is a predicted model, not a curated record. Bases 155 to 1741 code for a protein of 528 amino acids. Lineage: Eukaryota; Fungi; Ascomycota; Xylonomycetes; Xylonales; Xylonaceae.